CUACGAAGCGGGCGAGGCAGCAGCUGCUGCGACGGCGGCUGGAGGCAGGUGGACGCUCGCCUCUGGAGCCGCCCGUCGUCCUUCACACGGCCUGCGCCCAUCUCGAAGGAGGAAUCCGAGGAGGCCAACUCCCGCGGCGGCAAACUGCCGUACAAUGGCUACUCGGACGAGUUCCUCGACCGUCUCGAGCCCAACGGCAAUAUCCCCGCCGACAAGGACCUGCGAGGAUAUGGUCUGAGGUCGACGUCAGGCGGAGCUAUGUCAGACUGGGAUGGCCUGGGCGACCGCGACCGAGUGACGCGGCAGCUGUCCGUGUCGAGCGACUCCAAGCUCCUGGACGAGGACAUCCGCGAGGAGGCGAGAGUCAUCCUGCGGCCCAAGAAGCCGCCGCGGCCCAAGUCCGAGGUCUUCCUCAACAAGGAGGGCCAGCGCCGCACCAAACGCUACUCCGCCUUCGGGGGUGAUUCGCCUUUUGGCAAGUCAGAGGCGUAUAUUAAACUGGAACAGCUGGGAGAGGGAUCAUAUGCGACUGUCUUCAAAGGUUACAGCAACCUGACGAACCAAGUUGUGGCCUUAAAGGAGAUCAGAUUACAAGAGCAGGAAGGUGCCCCUUUCACAGCCAUACGAGAGGCAUCUCUGCUUAAGGAGUUGAAGCACUGCAAUAUAGUAACAUUGCACGAUAUUGUGCACACGCGGGAGACACUUACAUUUGUUUUUGAAUAUGUGCACACUGACCUCUCUCAGUACAUGGAGAAGCAUAGUGGUGGGCUGGAACCACGUAAUGUGCGACUGUUCCUUUUUCAACUACUUCGUGGCCUGGCUUACUGCCAUCGCCGUCGUGUCCUGCACCGUGAUGUCAAACCUCAAAAUCUACUCAUCAGUGAGAUAGGAGAGCUCAAAUUAGCCGACUUUGGCCUUGCCCGUGCAAAAUCAGUGCCCUCACACACCUACUCCCAUGAAGUAGUCACUCUGUGGUAUCGCCCACCAGAUGUGUUGCUUGGCAGUACAGAGUAUUCCACCUCAUUAGAUAUGUGGGGUGUUGGAUGUAUAUUUGUUGAAAUGAUCACAGGUGUACCUACGUUCCCGGGAGUUCGGGAUACGUAUGACCAGCUGGAUAAAAUUUUCAAGGUGCUUGGCACACCAACAGAAGAGACGUGGGAAGGAGUUACUCGCUUGCCUGGCUAUAAGCCACACAAGCUGGGGUUCUAUCGUGGUCAGAAACUUGGCUUGACCUUUCCAAGGCUCUAUGAUAUAAUGGAAGGCGAGAAUAUGGCAUCUGCACUCUUACAGCUCAACCCAGACAACAGGAUAGGUGCAGAAGAUGCACUGAGGCAUCGUUACUUUGCCUCACUUCCUCGGAAGCUGUAUGAAUUACCAGAUGAAAACUCCAUCUUUAGUGUAGAGGGAGUCUACCUGUUUCCUGAAGGACGGUCUUGUUCUGUGAAGACCUGAGGUUCGUGGGAAUUUGCCAUAUAUUCACCACCAUCAUGAAAAAUGUGGCUGAUGGUUGUACUGAAGCUUAUUUAUGGCCAUAAAAUUGCCUUGGUGUGUGUGAGAGAGACAGACAAAAAAAGUGACUUGAUUGGCUGUAACUUGUUGACACCAUCAAUAUUUUUGUUUAUUUCGGAUGGAACAGCUCAGGGACGAUUGUUAUGACUGUUGAGAUUUUGACGUUAUGAACAUUGCUUGCUCAAAUCACAUUUGCUUACAUCUACUGAGAGUACAAUAAAAGUGUUCUCAGCACAUGUGUGAUCUGUCUUUAAUGCAGUUUUGUAAUAGCCAAGGCAAUAUGUACCAGACGGAACAUUUUUUUCUAAAUAGGUACAAUGUUGUGUUUCAGAACUGCCCUUUAUGAUUGCAGUACUUUACAACUCGAAUUUUAAUAGUGAAGAUGAAAAUUUCCCCAAUGAGUGAAAAAUUAGUAGAAUGAAAUUAAAAAAAGUACUUUUAAUGGUGAAAUUUAAGCGGAGAGGAUAAAGUAGCAGUGCAUUAGCAAAUCUAUUCUAAUGGCUUUCAUCGAAGAAAACAUUCUCACUUGUUGCCAUAAAUUUUGCACGGCUCUGCACGUUCAUUCCUUCCAGAGUGCUCAAUUAUUAUUGUUGAUCUACUUAUUCAGGCUGUUUAGCAAGAUGAUAUGUAUUGAUUUGUAAAUAAAAGUUAAUGUGAAGACA
Molecule: messenger RNA, 2171 nt
Organism: Schistocerca americana (American grasshopper)
Lineage: Eukaryota; Metazoa; Arthropoda; Insecta; Orthoptera; Acrididae
Gene: Eip63E
Product: cyclin-dependent kinase 14
Exons: 11
Coding region: 259-1452 (397 amino acids)
Biological process (GO): protein phosphorylation
Cellular component (GO): cytosol; nucleus; cytoplasm
Molecular function (GO): cyclin-dependent protein serine/threonine kinase activity; cyclin binding; ATP binding
Source: RefSeq, a predicted model, not a curated record